UCGACGUCACAUCCUGUUUCGGCUGUGUUUAUGCUCUGGUAAGAUGGCGUCAGCGGCGUUAGUGGAGUCUUCUGCAGGUAAAGAUGCUAUCGCCGAGGGGCUGCUCGACCUUCUGAAACCAGCAAUACAACAGCUCGACCUGCAUGUACACUCCGUCAGAGAAAGCCAGGUAGAAUUAAGAGAACACAUAGACAAUCUUGCAACAGAAUUAUGCAGGAUAAAUGAGCACCAGAAGGUGGCUUUAGAUUUGGACCCAUAUGUAAAGAAGCUGCUGAAUGCCAGACGGAGAGUGGUACUGGUCAACAACAUACUGCAGAAUGCACAGGAACGUCUGAGAAGACUAAACCACAAUGUAGCAAAGGAGACAGCACGGAGGAAGACCAUGCUGGAGGCAUCUGGAGUGUUCACCACCCGCUCCCCGAGUAAACCCUGAUCCUCCUCUUUCUCGCUGUCAUCCUCCUCCAGCUCCAUGCAGCAUUAACCGUGAACUGUCCUGACCUGUAGGGACUCAUCAGUACAGGAAACUGAAACACAAUGAGGAGGAUAAAUCUUCCUCUAACAUUCAUCUGUCAAUUUUUCAAAUUGAACGCUGACACCCUGCACCGCUUUGUCAAAAUAAAAAGUCUGUUUGCUGCUGAGCACCAUGCAGCUGCACAAGUCUAACCCUGCAGAAAAAUACGACAUGGGACAUUCAUGAAAAAUUUGAUUACAACAAUUUAAAUACAUUGCUUCUAGAAAUAGGAUCAAUAAUUGUAACCAUGCGUAAAAUGUUCAUCAUUUAUCAUCAGUCAGUUGGCAGAAUCAAUGGCAGCACUUGCAGUGAGUAAUCACAUUGAUAAGAGUAAUUGAUCAAUGUUUGCACCUUAAUCUGUUGUUUUCUUUUGUUAAUGGCUGUUCAUAAAUAUGAUCUGAAUAUUUCUUUAAGAAAUGAAACUCAAAAUGGCUGUUUCUCUAUGUCACUAAGCAUUAGACUGACAUUAGACUAGACUGUUCACUCUCACACCAAAAACAACUACAGUGUUAUUCAGCACACUCAAAGGAAGAUUAAGAUUAGUUAAGGCGAUGCAUCCACCUAGAGUCUAAAAGUCUAAUAUGUAACAGUUUACAGAAUAUGUUUGUAAUAUAUGUGUUACUACACUGAUGCAGGUGUUGUAAUCAGCCAUUUAGGGUUGUCUCAAUAUCAGAAUUUCACAUUUUAAUAGGAUUUUUGUAAAAAUCAAAAAAUAUCAAUACCUAUUAGAGGCCAUGGCAACAAAAAUAAAAGGCAUCCAUUGUUGGUUAAUUUUUGUUUCUUAUAACAGUUUCCAUAAUAAAACUUAAUUCUUAUUUUUUGUUCCACUUCCCAUGUUUCAGGCCAUGUUUAUGGGUGUAGCUGUAAAACUCUGCUAUUAUAAAUGAGUUGUGGCAAAAUCAACACAAAGUAAAAUGUAUAGAAAAGUAGUCUCCAUAAUUAUGUAUCAGAAAACUGCCUGCAUAAUAAGUGUGAUGUCAGUUUUUAUAUGAUAUGUAUUCAUAUUGUUCCCCUGUGACCUCUUGUAUUAUAUUCUGUUCACUUAUAUUUAUUGAUUUAUUAUAGUUUCUGCUGUUCCACACAGCCUGCCAAUUUA
This is a messenger RNA of Cheilinus undulatus (humphead wrasse), 1607 nucleotides long. RefSeq names its product SNAP associated protein (gene snapin). Lineage: Eukaryota; Metazoa; Chordata; Actinopteri; Labriformes; Labridae. Gene Ontology annotation, molecular function: SNARE binding. The coding region runs from base 44 to 433 and encodes 129 amino acids. Gene Ontology annotation, cellular component: BORC complex; BLOC-1 complex; synaptic vesicle. The record is from RefSeq and is a predicted model, not a curated record. The transcript has 4 exons. Gene Ontology annotation, biological process: synaptic vesicle exocytosis; endosome to lysosome transport; regulation of synaptic vesicle exocytosis.